GAGUUGGGUUGUGUUUGACAAAUUAGCUACUUGAAGCCUCCUUUUCUCUCUCUAGAAAAGCGAUCUCUCUCUCUCUCUUCCCCCUCUUUUGAAUUCGAAACCAAGCAGAUGGCGUCAUCGUACAAGAGAUCAAGCGGGCCGGUGCUCCCUCUGCGGCGAUCGAUCUCGCCAGUGGGCGGCUUUGCCUCCUCGUCGACUAGCCUCUCCGCUCGGACUACUUCUCCCUUCGUACAUCACCGAUCUGCCUCCCCCACGCACGUCCGCCUCGCCGGCGCCGGAUCUUCGGUUUCCCCUUCCAUCCGCUUCGCCCUCAACCGAUCCGCCUCCCCAGGGCGCUCCCUCGCCUCCUCUGAAAACCGAUCCGCUCCUGCUCCCGCCCCGGCCCCGGCACGCCGCACUUGCCUCUGUUCGCCCUCCACCCACCCCGGAUCCUUCCGCUGCCACCUCCACAAGGGCCUCAACGGAGGGGGCGGAUCCGCCGCCACAGCCUCGCAGUCGAACAGGCUCAACGCGCGGCGGUCUGCGAUGGCGAACUCGCUGGUCCGGAUCGGGACGGUGGAGGGCGACUGGGUGAAGCGCGCGCUUGCUGCGCUCAUCCGUCCCUCCUCUCACCAGCAGCGGCGGCGGGCCGCCUUCCAACUCCGCCCUAGCCGCCUCUCCCGGAUGUCCAACGCAGCAGAUCCCUAAAUCUCGGCCGUCCGAUCCACCGUUCUAAAAUCAGGUUCGUGGAAACACGCCAAUAAAACAAAAUCUCACCUCUCUUUCCUCAUCACACGGCCAGAUUCGCCGGGACAAUCGGAUUUCGUUCGGAGCUUUUUUGUUGUUGCUAUUUUUGUACCAGAGCUGGAGUUCGGCGCCGAUCUGAUCUCGGCUGUCCGAUUUGUACAUACAGUUAUUUGGCCGGCGUUGAUGCAACGCCGAUGGAACAAACACCGGAAAUGAACUGAGAAGAACACUUCCCAGAGCAAAAAUAAAAUUAAAAAUCA
This is a messenger RNA of Zingiber officinale, 986 nucleotides long. RefSeq lists its product as uncharacterized. The record is from RefSeq and is a predicted model, not a curated record. NCBI's taxonomy places the organism in Eukaryota, Viridiplantae, Streptophyta, Magnoliopsida, Zingiberales, Zingiberaceae. The coding region runs from base 109 to 687 and encodes 192 amino acids. The transcript has a single exon.